UUGAGAGAAGAGGAAGAGAAGAUUGAGAGAGCGAAAAUGAAGAAUGGAAGCGGCGAAGAAGAAGGAUACGAUCGGGCCAAGGAGGUGAACCAAUUCGACGAUUCUAAGCUCGGUGUAAAGGGACUCGUCGACUCUGGCAUCACUUCCAUUCCUCGUUUCUUCAUCCACCCACCCGAUUCUCUCACCGCCACCACCACUGCCAUCGCAGCUCCUCCUCCUGCUAAUCCCAUCCCCAUCAUCGAUCUCUCCGGAUUUGAUUCAGACCGUAGAUCGAUCAUCAUCGACCAAAUCCGAGACGCCUCCCGUUCGCUGGGCUUCUUUCAGGUCACUAACCAUGGCAUCCCCUCCGAGGUUCUCGACCGUACGAUCACAGCCAUCAAAGCCUUCAACGAGCAGCCGACGGAGAUCAAAGCGCUCCACUACAACCGCGAGAUAGGACGCAGUGCAUUAUUUUCUUCCAACUUCGAUCUCUACAGAUCGAAGGCUGCCACUUGGAGGGAUACGAUUACAGUAACGUGGGCCCCGAAUAUUGACACCGGUGAAAUCCCGGAGAUCUGUCGGAGUGAGAUUGUGGAGUGGGAUAGGGAGGCGCAACGGUUGGGAGAGACGUUGAUGGAGAUCUUAUCGGAAGGCUUAGGACUGGAGGGUGGGAGGUUAAAGGCGUUGAGCUGUACAGAAGGAAAGACUAUGGUGGCCCACUACUAUCCUUUCUGUCCCCAACCAGAUCUGACGCUUGGGAUUGCGUCUCAUACAGAUCCAGGAGUGCUGACCGUGUUGCUGCAGGACCAGAUCGGAGGGUUGCAGGUGAAGCAUGGGGAGCAUUGGGUGGAUGUUCAGCCCAUACCUGGUGCUAUCGUCAUCAACAUCGGAGAACUCCUUCAGAUUAUUUCCAAUGAUGUAUACAAAAGUGUAGAGCACCGAGUGUUGGCCAAUCAUCUUCACCAACCACGCAUCUCAAUUGGUGUUUUCUUCAAUCCAAACAAAAGAGAGAACUUCUAUGGACCCCUUCCAGAGCUUGUAUCACCAGAUGAACCAGCCCUUUACCGAUCAUUUACAUUGUCAGAAUACGCAACAAAGUAUCUCACAACGGAGUUGGGCAGCAAAUCUUUGAUGAAAUACUUUCAACUGUGACAAACAAAGGACCAAUAGGAUGAAAAAUAGAAUAAAAUGCUUAACUCAUUGUAGAA
Molecule: messenger RNA, 1187 nt
Organism: Telopea speciosissima
Lineage: Eukaryota; Viridiplantae; Streptophyta; Magnoliopsida; Proteales; Proteaceae
Product: 1-aminocyclopropane-1-carboxylate oxidase homolog 1-like
Exons: 2
Coding region: 37-1131 (364 amino acids)
Source: RefSeq, a predicted model, not a curated record